Molecule: messenger RNA, 1563 nt
Organism: Anopheles marshallii
Lineage: Eukaryota; Metazoa; Arthropoda; Insecta; Diptera; Culicidae
Gene: Dip-B
Product: putative aminopeptidase W07G4.4
Exons: 3
Coding region: 1-1563 (520 amino acids)
Biological process (GO): proteolysis
Cellular component (GO): cytoplasm
Molecular function (GO): manganese ion binding; metalloaminopeptidase activity
Source: RefSeq, a predicted model, not a curated record
AUGAGCGUCGAAAGCUAUCUUCCCUGUGAUGUUGUUCCGGUGGAGAAUUUAACUGCGUCGCUUAACCAAACCGAUCGUUACGAUACGCUGUGCGUAAUCGAUGGAACCGCACUACCGAAGGAAUUGGUGCGUCAAAUCGAUGAGCAGAAAAAGUUCGAUGCGGGUAUUACUUCGGAAGUGAGCUGCUUCCGCCUUCAGCUCGAUAAAGAUACGGUUCGUGUGGUGUACAACUGCGUUGGGGAGUUGACAGAUUUCGACGAUGUGCGUCGGUACGCGGAAGCGGCGGCUGGCGCUUUGCGCAGAGCAUUGAAAGCCGGUUCAAAGUAUCCGGUGCUUUUGCUGCCCAUUCCUAACGAACGCUUCCCGAAUGCGUCUAUCGUGGCCCUGCUGGGUGCUCUGCACGAGCUAUACGUUCCACUGCAGCUGCGCGAAGAUGUGCCGGCUAGAAGUCAUCGUUUUAGGAAAAUUGGUGUGUACUUUGAAUCGCACGCACAUAAACUACCCGAUCUGUUACGUAUGGUGCAAACGGUGGAAGCUGGUCGGUUUGUAGCUCGCGAUAUCGGUGGUGGCGAUCCGGAGCGUAUGGCACCGCCACGUGUUGCCGACUAUGUGCUGCACGCGUUCAAAUCGGGCCCGGUCAAGGUUACCGUCGUCGAUGAUCCGCGCGUGUUCGAGCGCGACUAUCCACUGUACCAGGCUGUGAACCGUGCGGCAGGGACGGUCGAACGGCACCGUGGCCGAAUCAUCUUCCUCGAGUACAAGCCCCCGAACCCGGCACGCAAAACGGUUGUGCUGGUCGGUAAGGGUGUGACGUAUGACACCGGCGGUGCCGAUAUCAAGGCGGGCGGCAUCAUGGCGGGUAUGAGCCGUGACAAGUGCGGUGCAGCGGCUGUGGCCGGCUUUAUGAAGGUGGUCGAGCAGCGCCAACCAGCCGACGUGCAUGCCAUUGGCGUCCUCUGCAUGGUGCGCAAUUCGGUCGGCGAAGAGUGCUACGUGUCGGACGAAAUGUUGACCUCCCGCGCUGGGGUGCGGGUCCGCGUCGGCAACACCGAUGCCGAGGGUCGCAUGGCCAUGGCGGAUGCACUUUGUCAGAUGAAGGAACGCGUGUUGGCCGAAGGUCUGCCCGAUCCGCACCUAUACACGAUCGCCACACUUACCGGGCACGCCGUGCUGGCCGUCGGUAAUAGCGCCAUCGUCAUGGACAAUGGUCCGGCACGGGCCGUCGAUCAUGGGUUGCAGCUGCAGCGUGCCGGAGAAGCGGUUGGUGAUCCGUUCGAGAUAUCCGUUCUGCGCCGCGAGGACUUUGAUUUUCACAAAGGCAAAUGUUACGGUGAGGACGUACUGCAGGCAAACAAUCUCCCAUCCAGCAGAACUCCCCGAGGACACCAGGGACCAGCGGCAUUUUUGAUGCUUGCCACCGGGUUGGACAAAUGCGGACUGGGAUCUUCUCAUCCGAUCAAGUAUUCCCAUCUCGACAUCGCAGGCAGUGCCGGAGACGUUCCUGAUACACCGACCGGAUCACCCAUUCUGGCCCUAGCGCAGGCUCACCUGAACAUAGUUUAG